Messenger RNA from Anguilla anguilla (European eel), 3164 nucleotides. RefSeq names its product D-glutamate cyclase (gene dglucy). The coding region runs from base 409 to 2277 and encodes 622 amino acids. Gene Ontology annotation, biological process: glutamate metabolic process. Gene Ontology annotation, molecular function: D-glutamate cyclase activity. The transcript is spliced from 12 exons. Lineage: Eukaryota; Metazoa; Chordata; Actinopteri; Anguilliformes; Anguillidae. The record is from RefSeq and is a predicted model, not a curated record.
GCCUGCCACAGUCGGCACUGACAUGGAUUAGGUUCGGUUCGAGACCUUUGUACUCAUUCAUGCGCUUUUACCAAGUGAUCUACCAGCAGCCUACUACUGCAAUUUUUAGUUUAAACAACUCCUGUCAAGGUAUUGAAUCCAUUUUCUGUAAGAUAGAAGUAUAAACAAUUUAUUUGGACAUGGAUUUAUUAAUUGUUACAUUCUUGUGCAUUCCACAAAGGUGGAAUUGGAGUCAGUUUUUUUCACUCCAAGCCUGCCACGAUUUACCCAGCUUUUGGCUGUCAUUUCAUGGCCUUGCGCAAUACCUUCGUUACAUUUUAAUUUUGGUUUACCCACAGUUUAACUAAAGGCGCUAUUGCUGUAGCUGUCAGUAGCGAAAACUUUGAACUGUAGGAAACCAGAAGAGAAAUGCCUUUGUCAAAAGGUCUGAGCCCAGCCGCUCUUCGAGCGCUGCUCCGUGCACAAACGCAGGAUAUCAGGAACACUUCGGGCAUUGCUUCAGGGUAUCAGCAAGCUAAUGUGGUGAUCCUGCAUAAGAGCCUAGCAGAUGACUUUGAGGCGUUUUGCCACGCGAACAGCAGCCCUCUUCCUCUGCUCUACCGCAGCCAACCGGGGGAGUGGGCCUGCCCCCCUCUCGCCGAGCACUCCGACAUCAGAACGGACUGCCCCCGGUACUGCGUGUUUGAAAAUGGCCGCCUGGCGGCCCAGGUGCCCAGCCUGACAGACUUCACCCGGCAGAUGCAGGACAUGGUCUCCUUCUACCUCGGCUGCAGCUUUAGCUUCGAGCGCAACCUGCAGGCUGCCGGCGUCCCCGUCCGAAACGUGGAGCAGGACCGCAACGUCAGCAUGUACAGGUCCUCCUUGCCCUGCCACGGGGUGUGCGUGUUCCGGUGCCCCAUGGUGGUGUCGAUGCGGCCGGUGCCGGAGGAGAAGCUGGACGCCGCGGCCCAGGCCUCGCACCUGGCCCCGAUGGCCCACGGGGACCCCAUCCACAUUGGGGACCCAGCCCUGAUCGGGAUCCAGGACGUGUCCAGGCCGGACUACGGCGAUGCGGUGGACCCCGCCCCUGGCGACGUCCCGGUGUUCUGGGCCUGCGGGGUGACGGGCGUGGAGGCUGUGCAGAGCGCUAAAUCCCCACUAGCGUUCACCCACUCACCUGGCUGCAUGUUCAUCAGUGACAGAGAGUGCACACCUGCCGCGGCGACCUCCGACCUUGAACAGCAACCCGUGGCUUUCCGUGUAUCCCAGCAGCCAUUGCACUACAGCCUGGCAUCCAAGGCAACUGUCCAGCGGAUCCGAACCCUGGAGCUGAUUAUUGGGGAGGAUCCAGGGGAGCGGGGGAUCCGGGCCCUGUUCGUCCAGGACGAGCUCCUGAAGUCCUGCCUGUCCCUGUCCCACGCCUCCUCCGUCCUCAUCACCACCGGCUUCCCCACCCAUUUCAUGCACACCCCCCCGGAGGAGAACGACGGGCCGCCGGGCGCCAUCGCCAUGGCAGCUACCCUCCAGGCCCUCGGCAAGGAGGUCGCCAUGGUGGUGGACCACCGCACCCUGGAGAUGAACGCCCGGAUCAUGGAGGACGCCGUGGAUAAAGGCGUGAUAAAGACGGCGGUCCCUUUGCUCAGCUUCCAGAACCCGGGCCAGGAAUCUGCUCUGCAUUUCCUGUGCCAAGAUGGCGACCCAAAAAGACCCAGGUUUGACCACUUGGUGGCAAUAGAGCGCAGCGGCCGAGCAGCUGAUGGGAACUACUACAACAUGAGAGGAGUGAAUAUUAAGCAUCUGGUGGACCCCAUUGACGACCUCUUCAUCACAGCAAGCACCAUCUCUGGGAUCACCACCACCGGGAUCGGGGACGGGGGGAACGAGCUGGGCAUGGGCAAGGUGAAGGAGGCCGUGAGGGCGCACAUGCCCAACGGCAGCCUGGUCGCCUGCGACGUGGCGGCCGACUUCGCCAUCACCGCAGGUGUGUCUAACUGGGGGGGCUAUGCGGUGGCAUAUGCCCUCUACCUCCUCAACAUCUGCCCCAUCCAUGAGCGCUAUCUACGCAGAGGCUUAGGCUACCCCCCGAAACCCCACCAGCAGAACGACUGGGCUGCCAGCCUGCCUACUGUUGCCAAGGAGGAGCAGUUCUUGGCUAUCCUGGUGAAUUAUGGAAUACGCAGUGGCAAGUCCGGAAACCUGGCGAUGGAGGUGGACGCCCUGCCCUUCCAUCCCGUCCACUCCACGCUGAUCCAACGACUGAGCGAUGUCACCCUAAAGCCCCGCCCACCUCUGGCCUGACCCCCUCUCCCUACUAAUCAAACCCCACCCAAGCGAAUAAAUUGGUGAGAAGGACUGUGCCUUUCAGUCAUUAACUAGGGACUGUUUGCUUGUUUUAAUGAAUAUACAUUUAAAUGCACAUGUCUGGCACCAUUGAAUCAAACACUCCAAAAAUGCAGCCACCGGACCCCUAGCUCUCUGGCCUGUUGGCCUAUUCAAGUCAAUCUUAAUCAACCAUCUUUCUCACUUGCCUAUGUAGACUUCCUUUCCAUGAAUCUGUUCUAAAUUUGUCUCCAUGCUACAGCAGGCAGGAGAUAAGGCCAGACAAAAAACAGGAUACCAGGAUUGCUGGUUUCUUUCUUUUUUUAUUCAGUGUCCUUGGUCACAGUUGCGUGUAAUCAUGUGUUGUUUUCCUCUGCUGAGAAGUUGGUGAAGCACAUUCUUCACCUGAUCAUAUAUAAAUCACACUUCCACCAAAGCAAUUAAAUGGACUGAACAAAAAGCAAGCUAUUGUUAUGAGUUCAGCAGUAAUUUGUGCAACAGUACAUUUGAAACCAAGUACAUAAAAAAUAUGUGGCCUCUGUUUCAUUACCAAUCAUUUGUGGUUAUAACAUAUUCACUUCUGCCAUCACACUUAUCAUAGCUGCUGAAUUAAACCAGUACUCAUAAAAUAGUCCUUGAACAGAAAAACAUUUGUCUGCAUUGAGAUGUACCUCUCCUCUUGUCAGCGCUAGUGCUCUCCUGUAGAUCAUUGUGGUGUGUAGUGUGCAUUAAGAGCGUAGCACCUCAGAGUGCCCACGUUUCAGCCACGGUGCUCCUUGCACAGUAUAACUGAGGCACAACUCCAAACUGGGGAGAGAAAUUAAGGCAUUAAAAAGAAAUCGAUUAACUAUUUCUUGCACAAGGAA